GUAAGGGGGUGUGUCCGCGCGCACCACGGGGGCGCGCGCGGGCCUCUGACUGGAGGCCGCGGCGGCGGAGGCGCGAGCUGCCGGAUAAUGGCGGCCUGCAGAGCCCGUGAGAGGGAGAAGCGGCAGCAGCUACCCUGAGAAACCUUGACCUUGAAGAUGGUGAGUAGCCAGCCAAAGUACGAUCUAAUACGGGAGGUAGGCCGAGGUAGUUACGGUGUGGUGUAUGAAGCAGUCAUCAGGAAGACCUCUGCACGGGUAGCGGUGAAGAAAAUUCGAUGCCACGCACCUGAAAAUGUUGAACUAGCUCUUCGUGAGUUCUGGGCACUAAGCAGUAUCAAGAGCCAACAUCCAAAUGUGAUUCACUUGGAAGAAUGCAUUCUACAAAAAGAUGGGAUGGUGCAAAAGAUGUCCCAUGGCUCUAAUUCCUCACUUUAUUUACAGCUUGUAGAGACUUCAUUAAAAGGAGAAAUUGCCUUUGAUCCCAGAAGCGCCUAUUACUUGUGGUUUGUGAUGGAUUUUUGUGACGGAGGAGAUAUGAAUGAAUAUCUGUUGUCCAGGAAACCCAAUCGUAAAACUAACACCAGCUUCAUGCUUCAGCUGAGCAGUGCCCUGGCUUUCUUGCAUAAAAACCAGAUCAUCCAUCGAGAUCUCAAGCCUGAUAACAUCCUGAUUUCUCAAAGCAGGUUGGAUACCAGUGACUUGGAACCCACACUGAAAGUGGCCGAUUUUGGUUUGAGUAAAGUUUGUUCAGCCUCUGGGCAGAACCCAGAAGAACCUGUCAGUGUAAACAAGUGUUUCCUCUCCACAGCAUGUGGAACAGAUUUCUACAUGGCUCCUGAAGUGUGGGAGGGACAUUACACAGCAAAAGCUGACAUCUUUGCUCUGGGGAUUAUCAUCUGGGCAAUGCUAGAAAGGAUCACUUUCAUAGACACGGAGACAAAGAAGGAACUCCUGGGGAGUUAUGUAAAACAAGGAACUGAGAUUGUGCCUGUAGGGGAGGCACUUCUGGAAAAUCCCAAAAUGGAACUUCUCAUUCCUGUGAAGAAAAAGUCUAUGAAUGGGCGAAUGAAACAAUUGAUUAAAGAAAUGCUGGCUGCCAACCCUCAGGAUCGUCCAGAUGCUUUUGAACUAGAACUCCGAUUAGUACAAAUUGCGUUUAAAGAUAGCAGCUGGGAAACGUGACACAUAUAUUGUUUGCAAAUAUCUUGGAUGAUGUGCUGCUUCUGUUUUAACAGUGAUGCAACAUUAUAUGGCUGAAAAAGAAUACAAAAAGCUAAACACCUUCUAAGGGUUUAGGUUUUAUUGUAGGGUGUUUUUUUUUUCCCCUCGUUUUUCUUAAGUCCAAGUUGGCCAUUUUGUUCGUAUGUUUUCAGUGUGUAUUACCAAUGUGAGUGUAAAUUUUUUUAGAUGAUCAUUGGUAGAAGUUUGGCAGGAAAAUUCUCUAAGAGCCAAGAAAAGGAGAGAGUCCAGUUUUCUGGAAAUAUGUCUCAAGUAUUUUAGACAUUCCUUGUCAGUCAGUAUUAGAAAUUUCCAUGGAAGAAGAGGUUUGCAUGCUGGUAAUGCAACCUUUGAAGCUUUGUAAAGGAAACAUAUAUGUAUAUAUUUAUGUAUAUGUAAGUAUGUGAAUGUGUGCAUUUUGCAUUCCAUAUGAAGAAAAUGCCACUUCUGUUUAAAUUAUUUGAUGUAGGUUUGGGUUUUUGAGAUUUGCUGGUGAAAUCAAUCAUGGAAAAUAAAAGAACCUUCCCUCAUCUUCCUACCCUGUUCCUCCCUCUAACGAAAUCAUACUGUUUUUUUUAUUUUUGUAAUAUUAUUCAGCAUUUUUUUAAGGCAUCAUUUUGGAGGGUCUAAAAUUAUUAAACAUAAAUGAAACUAAGUCAUCCAAAGCUGCUGAAGUAUGUUUGAGCUCUCCAGUGCCCUAUAGCUGCAGGAGGUGAAUUAGUUAUGCAUUCAUGUGGUAACAAGUUGGCAAGGACAUUAAUGAUUCAGUCAUACCUUCUUUAUGUAACCAGGCAUUCAAUUAACCAAUUAAACCACUGCAUUGGGACAGGUCUGCACUUCAGUAUCUACAACCUGAUAUAAAUCUGAACACAGGAUUCUUCUGUUUCUGAAAACUUUGCUGUAUAUGAACUAUAAUACCUGAUAUGUUAAUUUUGGGUUUCAAGACUUUGUCUAAGCUUCAGCAUAAAGUUGAAAAAACCAAAUGAGCUCUACUCUCAUAUUGCCUGCCCUGAUAUGGUCUCUUGUUUAAUCACUGGAUUUCCUUUCAUUUUGGCACUGAUGCUGUUUUCUCUUGUCUAAUUUGAGACAGUAAUGAUAGUGAUAUGGUUGUCUUAAAUGUUGAUCACCUUUUUCUAAAGUGGGAGGUGAUACUUAAACAGUUUGGCAAAUGGAUACAAUAUUGUGGCAUCAACUAUAUCUUUCAAAUGGAAAAGUUAUCGAUUGUAGACAAUCACUUGGUAUGGUCUAUGUCAAAAACCAACAAACUAUUAUUGUUCUUGAAGUUCGUUUGAUUUUAAUCCUGUAUAGUUGUCUCCAAUCUUGUUUUUCUGUAAAUGCAGAUAGUUGAAAACUAAGGAAAGAAUGCUUUCCUAAAGCGGAACAUUAGCCUUUAAGGUUAGAUAGACUUUAAGGCCAUUGUAUCUGGGUUAAUCUUUAGAAAGCACCAGAAUCUUUGGUCAAAAGUCAAGCAAAAUGUUUAGCUAUAAGAAUAUUGAAGUCAUUGAUAGUUUCCAUAGUCCCCUCAGCCUUUUAAAACUUCCACAACUUUUGGAAUAUUGCCAUCUUAUUUUUUUUCUUCAUUUAAAAUGUAUUCAGAAGAUAACACAAAAAAUUAGAGUACAUAAAAUUUCUGGACUAUGUAUUACUUGGUCUGGAAGUGAAGUUUAAAAUUUGGACUGAGAGGUUUUACUAAAGCCUCUUAAGAUUUAAAAAAAAAAAAUGUAUACAUUUAACAUCACUU
Molecule: messenger RNA, 2959 nt
Organism: Trichechus manatus latirostris (Florida manatee)
Lineage: Eukaryota; Metazoa; Chordata; Mammalia; Sirenia; Trichechidae
Gene: PDIK1L
Product: PDLIM1 interacting kinase 1 like
Exons: 3
Coding region: 157-1182 (341 amino acids)
Biological process (GO): protein phosphorylation
Cellular component (GO): nucleus; cytoplasm
Molecular function (GO): protein kinase activity; ATP binding
Source: RefSeq, a predicted model, not a curated record